GUUCACCUGGAGACAGAGCUUGAAGAGGACCCCCAGGCUAAGGCCAUAGACAUCACCAAGUUGCCCGAACAGAGCACUGACAUUUCUGUUGAGGCCACCUCAGAUACUAAGCCGUUAACCACUGGCACCUCGAAGGGUUCAUCUCAUUCUGUUUCACCAAAGCCCAGGCAGAGACUGCUUGGAUUGUUUAGAAGAGAGAAAGAUAAACCUGCUGAAAUACAGAGUGCACAGAAAGAAGAUGUGAAGAUGUCCAAGCUGAAAGAACCAGGCAACACCCAGAAUCUCAACCAAGGCGCUGCACAUGCGGCCGUGGGCAGACCUGCCAGUGUCAAACCAGAAGCCAAACCCUCUGAGAUGACAGAGGUCAGAACAGUGCAUCUUACAGCCCUGCAGAACACUCCUUUUAAAGAAACAGAGACCCCAGAUAAAACAGACCCUCAACAACAGGCAACAGAAGGCAGAGCUGGUCAGCAACCAAAGAGACUAUCCAAUCUGAAAGCUUUCUGGGAGAGAGAAAACAGUGGUCCCAAAAUAAUAUUUACCAGAGAAGAGGCAAGGCGCCAAGACAUCUCCAAGACAGGAACAGAGGCUUCAUAUGGCCCUCAGACUAACUCUGAUGUAGAGAGCAUACACAACGAUGUCUCACCUCAAAUGGAAAUGACAGUUGAGGAGACUGCUGGCACAUCCCAAGAAAGGAGCUCAUCGCCACAGACUGACUGUAGCCUCUUGGUAGGUUUAUCUAAAGAAGAUGGCACAUAUAGAGCAAAUCCAGUCCUCAUCUGUGAAGAGACAGAUGACUCUUUAACCGGUUCAGUGACAGAUUUGCAGAUUUCUGAGCUGCUGGAAAACGUCACCACUUCUGUACCUUCUUCUGUCGUCUUUGACACCCAAAAGCAAGAGGGGGAUAUUCCAGUUGCCCUUCCCAGGCAGUCCAGUUCCAGUCCUCAAGAGGACUUGCCAGCCAAGAUCAGUGAGCUUAAGCAUUUCUGGGACAAGGAAUAUACAGGACCCAGAGUAAUUUCUGCAAGAGUCAAGGAAGCCUCAAGCAGUGACAAAGUGGGUUCCCCUCAGUGUGAUCUGAGAACUUCCUCAGACGGCAGAGGGAAGUCUAAGGGAGAGGCACAAACAUCUCCAUGCAAAACCAGAUCAGACAGGUCACAGCUGAGGAGUUCUGGUAGCACUGGGGAUGUACAGUCAACAUGGCACCAACACCAGGCCAAGGCUGAUACAGAAGCUCAAGAAAGACCCCUCAGUCCAAGUAAAUCCCACGAUGACGAAGUCAGGAGGAGUCCAUCUAAGACCUGCCACCCAAGGGUCCUUCCUAGAGAAUCCUCCAGCCCUCAGAGAUCCAGACUGGAAGGCUCUCCCUUAAAGACCUUUCCGAUAAACAUCGACCCCCAAACCGAAGAGCACCAAGGGAAGCCUACACCAAAGCCAAGACAGAAGAAGAGUCCCUCUCAUGAAGCAAAGCAGACAGUGCUGACAGACAUUAAACCUAGCACAGACAUCACAUCUCAGAGGGACAGAGGGGCUCGUUUUGGUAAUGUGGAUAGUUCAAGCUGUCCUCCACCACAAUCCAAAAAAGCCUCAGAGAAGAAGUUGGGGACCUUCACACGUCUUGCCAGAUCUUUCAUCCCUCAGGAUUAUCAGCACUACCUCGGGCCUCAGGAGAAGGCCCACGUCCCGUCUUUUCAUCCAGAGAAAGCUGCUGUUGCAGAGAGCGACGCCCUCAGAGACUUUAUGGGGAACCAGAGUGGCGGUCCCACUGAGGGGAAUCCUCCCAGAUUCAGUUCCUGGAUUGUGCAGAAUAAAGAUGGAAACUCCAGCCACGACACAACAACCAGGACCCGGUCUCUGCCUCACACGAGUUCAGGCAGUUGUGAUGACAGAGCUAGUCCCAUCAUGUCAGCUCAGAAACAAUCAUCCUCCAGGAGCAUGUCCUCAUCCAAAAGCCUGGACAACCUCAGCUCACAAACAGGCGAAGAGAGGACCCAGACUAACUCAAGAGAACAAAUGGAUCACAGUGUGGAUAAUGUUUCUGCACUCCCAUCAGCCUUUAGUCUGUCCAGCUCAAAGCAGAUGAAAACCAGCAUGUCAGUGCCUAUUCUUCAGCAGGACGAGACAGACAGUGACAGCACUUUUGAGACCAAGUUGGGCGGCAGGAGAUACACAGGCAGCUCCAUGUCCAACAUAAGUCUCUCCUCAGGAAUGGCCUCCAUGUCAUCUGUCAGCGGCAGCAUGAGCAGCAUUUACCCUGCAGACUUUGGUGACAUUGAAGUCCAGGGCAGCAUCCAGUUUGCUGUGAACUACAUCCAGAAGCUCGGAGAGUUUCACAUCUUUGUGGUGCACUGCAGGGAUCUGGCCACGGCCGACAGCAAGAGGAGCCGCUCCGACCCGUAUGUGAAAUGCUACCUUCUUCCUGACAAAGCAAAGCUGGGAAAGAGAAAAACCACUGUGAAAAAGAAGACUCUAAACCCCACUUACAACGAAAUCCUCAGGUUUAAAAUCAAAAUGGAGGUGUUGAAAACUCAGAGUCUGAACACCUCGGUGUGGCACAAUGACACUUUUGGGCGGAACAGCUUCCUGGGCGAGGUGGACCUGGAUUUGUCGGAGUGGGACUUCAGCAACACGCAGAUAAAUGAAUAUGCACUAAAAGCCACGGUCUCACAAACCUCAACACUGUCUCCCUCACGUCUGACAGACAGCAGAGGACAGAUGAGAGUCGCCCUCAGGUUCCUGCCACAGACGUCCCACGGUAAGACCGCGUCUAGGAUGGAGACUGGUGAGGUGCAGAUUUGGGUGAAAGACUGCAAGAAUCUUCCUCCAGCCAGAGGAGUUAUUAUCGACCCAUUUGUGAAAUGCACCGUGCUUCCUGACACAAGCCGGAAAAGCCGACAGAAGACGCGGGUGGUGAAAAGGACGGCCAACCCCAUGUUCAACCACACCAUGGUGUACGACGGCUUCCGACCGGAGGACCUGAGAGAGGCCUGUGUGGAGAUCACAGUGUGGGAUCACGACCGCCUGAGUAACCACUACAUAGGCGGUCUGAGGCUUGGGCUGGGGACAGGGAAGAGCUACGGGGUGGAAGUGGUUUGGAUGGAUUCUACGACGGAUGAAGCAAAUUUAUGGCAGAGGAUGUUACAGUUUAAUGGAGAAUGGGUGGAGGAUGUUUUGCCUCUGAGAAUGUUGCUGAUAGCAAAGAGCAUGUCUAAGUGAGAUGGUCUAAGAUGUGUUGAUAAAUGUGUGGAAACUUUAUGGGAUGGACCUACAAACUAUACACUGACUGGAAGCAGCAGCUUCAAAGAGCAGCGUGUAUGUAUCUGUAUAACUGAUGAUCACUGUAUGAUAAAUGAAUGCACAGGCUACCACAUGUUAAAUUUAUCAUCUCAAAAGUUCAUUAUUUACACAAAAUGAUGCAAACAAGGGGAAACAAUCUAUGUUAGAAGCAUACAGAUAGUUUUGAUCUGAAGAUAAAUCUGACCUGAGCACUAAUGAUUUGUAUAUAGUCCUCUUGUUCUAUAAUGUGUAAUUCUAUCUUCAAUAAACAGGAUACUAACAUGA
Molecule: messenger RNA, 3561 nt
Organism: Chelmon rostratus (copperband butterflyfish)
Lineage: Eukaryota; Metazoa; Chordata; Actinopteri; Chaetodontiformes; Chaetodontidae
Gene: sytl2a
Product: synaptotagmin-like 2a
Exons: 12
Coding region: 247-3216 (989 amino acids)
Biological process (GO): exocytosis; intracellular protein transport
Cellular component (GO): plasma membrane; exocytic vesicle
Molecular function (GO): small GTPase binding; neurexin family protein binding
Source: RefSeq, a predicted model, not a curated record